This is a messenger RNA of Vespa crabro (European hornet), 3093 nucleotides long. RefSeq names its product forkhead box protein D3-like. Gene Ontology annotation, biological process: regulation of transcription by RNA polymerase II; cell differentiation; anatomical structure morphogenesis. Lineage: Eukaryota; Metazoa; Arthropoda; Insecta; Hymenoptera; Vespidae. Gene Ontology annotation, molecular function: RNA polymerase II cis-regulatory region sequence-specific DNA binding; DNA-binding transcription factor activity, RNA polymerase II-specific. The transcript has a single exon. The record is from RefSeq and is a predicted model, not a curated record. The coding region runs from base 1295 to 2434 and encodes 379 amino acids.
GUCCCUUUAUCUAUACUGCUAUUUUCCUAACUCUGACGUCAGACCCUCCGGCGGAUUUCUCCUCUCGGGAGAGAAGCACGGCGUCAGUAGCAGUAGCAGUAGCAACAGCAGCAGCAGCAGCAUCCCUUUACGUCUCUCUCUGUACGCGUUGCGACGCGGCGCAGAAACGAAAGGGGGCUUCUCGCGCGAGGGCGAAAAACGACUCAUGGGUGGGGGGGGUGUGCGAGCAGCAUCCGUCGAGGGGUUGGCCUCGUCGAUGUCGGCGAAAGGAGAGGGUGACUGUCCCCAUACAAAAGGAUAGUAACGAGUGGGGGUAGUAACGCCCGCCCAUUGGUCCGCCCAUGGUCCGACCGAAGCGGAGUCAUUUGGAAUCAAUCCGUGGCACGAUUUCACCCUGUUGUAGAGACAAUCGUUGUUCUAAGUUCGCGAGAACACGAACGUUUUAUUCGAUUAAUCGACAGAAUUUUUCCGUCUGGACUGUUUUUUUUUUCUUUCCGUCAAUUUCACCUAUUCGUUCGUUCCCUCUUUUUUCUUUCUUUUUUUUUUUAUUUCCUUUUUAUUUACCUGAAAGAUCAUCUCAUACUUGACCCAUUUCGAAAUCCAAGUUAUGUUUUAUCUGGUGUAUUAUCGAAGAAAACAGUUUAGUGUUUUAUGCCUGAAGGUUAAAGUCUGACGAUAUGUACCUUCGAUCAUGGAGAUCCGUUUAAAAGGUUCCAUCGUUUUAGUAAUAAUAGAAGAGAAACAUCCUUGACGGCGGCACGUCAUGCCGAUGUACACGUUCCUCUUGGCUAAACUCAUUGCGAGUGUUUAGAACCGGUAAACAGAGAAAGAACGAGAGAGAGAGAGAGAGAGAGAGAGAGAGAGAGAGAGAAGAAGGAAGAAAAUAAAAAAGGCGCGUUAUCGUUGUGGAAACAAACUAUUAGCGAAAGAUAGCACUCCAAGAAAGAGAGAGGUAGAGUCUCGCGUGUGACAGUUCGCUUCGGUGAAAUAUGUCGGACGCGGGACGUCGACGAGGAAUCUUCUCCGACGGUGAUGUUUCCGACAACGUUUGUCCUUGAGAUCCGCAAGAAGACUUAAAAAGAAGACUAAAAAAGAUUUGAUCUAAUACGGAAUCGUUGAUAAAAGUUUCGAAGAAGGAUCGUUCGGGGGUUCUUCUUUUUUUCUCUCUUCUUCGUUUCCUUUUUCUUUGUUGUAUCAAGGACGAACGGAAUGCAAGCAAUGACCUUGAGCGUUGAAAGAAAGUGGUAAAAUAAGAAGUGUGUUUUUCGGUUCUGAUGAACGUUCGAGGGAACUCAUGGAAGCGCAUUGUGCGAUGAUGAUGUCGAAUCUGUCGUGCGACGGUUGCGCUGACAGCAGCAGCCGGGAUUCCGACAGCAGUAGCAUGAUCGUAGAUCCGGUGAGUCUCGAUAAGAACGACAUGUCACCGCCGCAAUCGUCGUCGAGUCCGUUAAUAUCGAGUUCUCCGGUACCAACGAUGACAGCGGCGACGACGAACUCGUUAAGAUGUCGCGGAGGUGCGAAUAGAAUGACGAAAAAAAUGCCAUACUCGAGGAUGCCGGUAACGUCGGUGGCGUUGUCCUCGAAGUCAACGAGUCAACAAAAAACGUCAACGGCGGGUCAACAGUCAUCCGGUUAUGGAAACGAGAAAAUGUCUUCGUCUUUGAUAAAACCACCAUAUUCCUAUAUAGCAUUGAUCACCAUGGCCAUCCUACAAUCACCCCAAAAGAAACUUACGCUAAGUGGCAUAUGCGAAUUUAUAAUGUCACGAUUUCCAUAUUAUCACGAUAAAUUUCCAGCCUGGCAAAAUUCUAUCAGGCAUAAUCUAUCGUUGAACGAUUGUUUCAUUAAGAUACCAAGAGAGCCCGGCAAUCCGGGUAAAGGCAAUUAUUGGACAUUGGAUCCACUUGCCGAGGAUAUGUUUGACAAUGGUAGCUUUUUACGACGUAGGAAGAGAUACAAGAGGCCACCGCCUCAUUACGUUCUUCGCGACAGGGCUAUCAUGGCUACCUUUGCAAUUUGCGGCGAUCGUGGACCUUGUCCAGGUGGUGGGGCUGGACAUCCAGGUACAUUGGCUUAUCCCGGUGCUGCAUACCUUUCGCCACCACCCGGCCUACCACUUUUGGACUUUUCUCCGUCUACGUUGGAAGCUCUCAAAUUAGGUGCUUUCCUCGAGCCCCCAGCACCGCUUUACAAGCCUGUACCCAUUACCGCACCGCCUAUCAGACAACUCGAACCAACACCGACUAGGACAACAACGACGAUACCAAUGAUCAACGCACAGACCAGCGUUGAGAAGAAAAGAAACUUUAGUAUCGAUGCACUCAUCGGCAAACAAACGGUCAGCGAUCAAGGUUGCGCCGGUCUUCUCGAUCUUAGUCCGUCGGAGCACAGAGAAAUUAGAAGUCAAGCGUCCGCGUUUUCGCCUCUCGUUUAGAGCAAACCUUUCAUUUUGCUCGAUAAUUAUCUUUCGAUAUCGAUCGAUAGCGAUUCCUUCGUCCAAGUCGUCCGAUCCACCGAUGUAAUUCACGAUUAAUCAGAUAAUGGAACCCGUCGUAAUAAUGUAAAUUGGAUUUAUAGUAAUCGAAUUGUAUAUCUCGUAGAGAGAGAGAGAGAGAGAGAGAGAGAGAGAGCGAGAGAGAGAGAGAGAGAGAGAGAGAGAGAGAGAGAGAAUGAAAGACAAAUUUCGACGAAAGGAGUCGCGUAUAUUUCGUUUAAAUGGACUAAUCGUCGAUCGGUCACAUUCCUAUAAGAGACUCCUUAUCAAAGUGACUUUGUUUCGUCGGUUUUUAUUAUUAGAAUAAGGUCAUCGUCCAGUGAAUGGUGAUUUUAUUUGUACGGACGAUCGCAUCGAAAAAGGAUGCGAAUAAAUAUUUUCAAUACUCGAUCGUGAUCUCGACAUUCUCCUUCUAUUGAUAUACCGAUCCUAUAAUCAGCUACUGCGUCAGUUAUUAUAGGAUUUAACUAUCGUAAAUUUUUAGUCGAAAAUAAACUUUGACAAAUAAUGUUACUACCGAUCGUCGGAGACUCGAAAAAUUAUAUCACCAUCAGCGAAAGUCAUGCGUUUGUUAUGAAUCGACUAUAAUUAAUCAACGA